AACCAAAGAAGAGAGAAGGCGGCUUGUAAGGCCACUUGUAAGGGUACAUUACAAGUGCAGUAAUAGCCAAAAAGAAGCUCUGAAGAAGAGAGGAACGUCAAUUAAUUAAUCAAGACAGCAUAAUGAUUCAACGAACUUUACGUCCUUAGUUAUAUUUGUGUCGCAAGGAUUAUAUAAAAAAAAAAAAAAAUAAAACGCAAUGCAACGUUUACCUCCCGUAUGUGCGGGUAUAGACUAUAAUUCGCAAAUCCUUUAGUCUAAACGGCGCCGAACUAACUAACUACUAUUCCUGCACUGCCGACAAACCAAAGUUUAACUUUGGAACGACUUCGGGAAGCCCUAUGUAUCACAGACCAAUGGCGUGUAGGCUAUCGGUGUGCAUAACACUACUAACUUGGCUGUCCUUGUUAAUAAUUGUUAGCCAGUCGGUACGUAUAACAAACCUAAAGGUGCCUCAUACCUAUACACUGGAACGUCAUAUGGAACCCGAUCCUUUGGUGCUAGAUUGCGAAUAUGAACUGGGUCCGCGUGAAAAGGGUUUUGUACUCAAGUGGUUAUUCAAUAAUCAUUCCAUAUACCAAUGGAUACCCUCCGUGAAAGGUUUUGCUAUGGGUAUUAUGAAAACGAAAAUAAACACCGAAAUCUUUACUUUAGAAGGUAGUCCGGGAGUAAUAUCAAUACGUAGACCAGAUUGGAAUAUGACCGGUGAAUACACAUGCUUUGUGCAGACAUUCGAGUCAACCGAUAAAAAAAGUAGUCGCUUACAAAUUAUAGUUCCGGAAUCGGAUUUUUUACUGGAAACUAAAUUGGAUGGCGAACAUGAAAAUGUUGAAGUAAUGUGUGCUGUGCAAAAUGUAUAUCCACAACCUGUGCUAUCCGUCAUCAGAUUUGAUACAAAAAUACUAGACUCAGUCCUAACGCAAAUGGAUCAGAAUUCGAGUGGCUUAUAUAGCAUGACCGUUAGAACGCGUAUACCUAAAGAGAAAUUGGAAUCACCUACACCGAUAACAUGUGCAUUUUACCUACACGGUACUAACUAUACCAAAAGACGGGAAACUAUUUUCUAUGAUAAAGCAACAAAUAUACAACGUAAGUGGACAACUGUCGCUGUAGUAAUGUCGAUCGCAUCCUUAGCUUUAAGCAGUUAGUUUGAUCAAAUAAAUAAAAUAUAUUUGUGUUCGUAUAGGAUAUUUCUAU
This is a messenger RNA of Glossina fuscipes, 1197 nucleotides long. RefSeq lists its product as uncharacterized. The record is from RefSeq and is a predicted model, not a curated record. Lineage: Eukaryota; Metazoa; Arthropoda; Insecta; Diptera; Glossinidae. The transcript is spliced from 6 exons. The coding region runs from base 342 to 1148 and encodes 268 amino acids.